Amorphotheca resinae ATCC 22711 is the source of this 1895-nucleotide messenger RNA. RefSeq lists its product as hypothetical. Lineage: Eukaryota; Fungi; Ascomycota; Leotiomycetes; Helotiales; Amorphothecaceae. Bases 317 to 1696 code for a protein of 459 amino acids. Gene Ontology annotation, molecular function: protein binding. The record is from RefSeq and is a predicted model, not a curated record. The transcript is spliced from 3 exons.
AUUCGCGUCUGCAACCGCUAUCCAAGAAUCCCCCCGCCAUGGGAGAGCGUCAUCUAGCACAACCUCACAGACCGACCGCUUUGUUUGCCAGAUUCCAAUACAUUGCCCGGUCUUCGCCUGACUAGAGGCAUCGAGGACGAUCCAUCCGAAACCCAGCAUUCGCGUUCUGCGCACAGCACUGCUCCUGCAAGUCCGCACCUUCGAAGCAUAAACCUCCGCGGCAAACACCCACAGUCCGCGACCAGGCGCACUUCCGCGGGAGGGGAGACAACAAGAGAGCGGCCUCGAGCUUCAUGUAUCGCCUACCACGAUCGCCAUGAGCCAAAUCCUGACGUCGCGGCAGGCCGAGGAGCUACACAAGUCGAUCAUAGCAUACCUCACCUCAACAAACCUACUGAACAGUGCCGCGGCGUUACGGGAAGAACUGAAUAUUGGGGACAGCUUCGAUGCCGCUACCAGUAAGAAAUAUGAGGGGCUCCUGGAGAAGAAGUGGACAAGUGUGGUGAGGUUGCAGAAGAAGAUAAUGGAUCUGGAGUCCCGAAAUGCCAGUCUCCAGGCCGAACUCGACUCGGCCACUCCAACCUCUCUUUCGAAGCGGAACCAAGACCCCACUUCCUGGCUCCCAAGGUCGCCGGCAAGGCACACACUUCAAUCGCAUAGAGACCCGAUCACAUGCGUUGCAUUCCAUCCAGUAUUCUCGUCACUCGCGUCAGGCUCGGAAGAUUACACAAUAAAGAUCUGGGACUGGGAGCUGGGAGAGCUGGAAAGGACAAUCAAAGGGCACACGAAGGCCGUCCUAGAUGUUGAUUUUGGUGGGCCAAGAGGCGGGACAUUGCUGGCAUCUUGUUCUAGCGAUCUUACCAUCAAAUUGUGGGAUCCUAGCGACGAAUAUAAGAAUAUUAGGACACUCCCCGGACACGAUCACUCGGUUUCAGCAGUACGUUUUGUGCCUAGUGGCGCUGCUGGAUCCCCUUCUUCUGGAAACCUCCUCGUGUCAGCAAGUCGGGACAAAACACUACGGGUAUGGGACGUCUCGACUGGAUAUUGUGUGAAAACGAUCCGUGGACAUGCGGAUUGGGUUCGGGACGUUUCGCCCUCUUUCGAUGGGCGAUGGCUUCUAUCAGCCGGGAAUGAUCAAACAGCAAGGCUGUGGGAUGCCUCCUCUGGCGAGCCAAAAGCAACUCUACUGGGUCAUGAGCAUGUUGUCGAAUGCUGCGUCUUUGCACCGCCUUCGAGUUAUGUACAUCUUGCGGCACUAGCAGGGCUGAAGAAACCCCCACCCCUGAGCAGCUCUGCCGAAUAUAUUGCAACGGGAUCUCGAGACAAGAGCAUAAGGAUAUGGGACUCCCGAGGGACUUUGAUCAAAACACUCAUGGGCCAUGAUAACUGGGUGAGAGGUCUGGUCUUCCACCCAGGGGGUAAGUACUUAUUGAGUGUCUCGGAUGACAAGACAUUACGAUGCUGGGAUCUGGCACAAGAUGGGAAACUGGUCAAGACCUUGGAUGAUGCACAUGGACAUUUCGUUAGCUGUAUUCGUUGGGCUCCCGGGGUGGUAAAGGACGUCCCAGCCACUAAUGGCGAGAAUGGAUCAGCCACGAACGGAACAUCCAAGGAGGACCCAACUGGAAAAGUGAGCAUAAGGUGUGUUAUAGCAACGGGAAGUGUCGAUUUGAAUGUGCGAGUCUUCGCAUCAUGAUCAUGAUGGAUGGAUGGCUGCUGGAGGAGUUGAGGAGUUAGCUUGGCAUGGCUCAUUUCAGUGCUUGCUAGGGUUAGCUACGAACAUAUCACGAACGUUAUGCUUAGCAUAUGUAUAGGAAGACCUCAGUUCUUCGACGAUGACCAAAUUAUAGAUCUACUGUAUCUGACCACAACACGUGUUAUUAUGUUUUUCUCAG